CACCACACUGGUUAGUGCUGUUUCAGGGUUUAUUGACCUGCUGAAGAAGCUGAGGGAGACCUCACCGACCACAUUAUCGCAAGCAGACAGACGACUUCAUCAAUUUCCUCUUGGGAAGCACAUUUUAGUACAAAGCUGAUGGGGAAAACACUUGCCGUGACUUGUGUGAAUCUGGGCCGGGCUGCAGUAUGUUUUGGGAGGUCCCAGCCACAGAGUUUUUGAAUCUCUCCCAUUUAACAGUGGUCUCUUUAAGAGGAGAGCCUUCUCCGCAUCUGCUGAUCUGUCAGCAGGCGCGGUGCCGCCCUGCUCCGCACACUCUGCUGCUGCUGCUGCACCGCACAGGACCGACAGACACCCGGUGAACCGAGGAGGGACCGGUGUGCAUGCACCUGCAGCCAGCACCAUCAUAGGUGGAUACUCGAUUCGAUUAUGGAUAAUCGAUAAUCGGAGCUAUAAAACAAAAAAAUGCACCGGGCCCGCUGUCCUCGUUAUGCCGGGUUAUGCAGGUGUAAAAGGUAACCAGGACUGAGCUGCUGCCACGCUUUAUCUCCGGAUCUCAUCAUGCAUGUUUUAUGUACAGCCAUGACAUUUUGUAAAGCUGCUUGGUGGACGACUUCUUCUGGCGCACACCGAUAGUUUCUGCCACAGUACUUCCCUCUUUGUGGUGGUUUAGCUGGUUCAGCUGGUUUCGGAGGAAGCAGCAGCAGCAGCAGCAGUUUGAUCAAAUCAAGUUGGGCAUGUCCUCGGUGUGCGCAGUGAGUGAGCUGAGCCUGGGUGAGCUGCCCAUGGAGAGCUGGAUGUCUCACCUGCCAUGUGCUCUGUGGGACACCCCCCUGUACCACCUGGCCAUCCCAGGAAGCCACAAUGCAAUAACCUACUGUCUGGAUAUGAAUGACAGAUCCCCCGUUGACCUCACCCAGCCUGACAUGCUUCAAAAGCUGGACAAAUACAUGAAGCCUCUUAUUCGCCCGUUUGUGUACAAGUGGGCGAUAACCCAGGAAUACACUAUAAAGCAGCAGCUGGACUGUGGAGUCCGAUACUGUGACCUGAGGAUUGCACACAGGCCCAAUGACAGCUCCACUGAUCUGUACUUCUACCACGGCGUAUACACCACGCUCACUGUGGAGACGGUUCUAAUGGAGAUAAGAGAGUGGCUGGACGCUCAUCCCAAAGAAGUGGUCAUCCUCUCCUUCAGCCACUUCCUCGGCCUGAGCCCGGAGCUCCACAUGCUGCUGCUCACAACCAUACGCAACAUAUUCACCUCCAAACUCUGCUCUAAAACGGAAGUGGUAACUCUUCGAAACCUGUGGUCUUUAGGCUGCUCAGUGAUUGUGUCCUAUGAACACACUAUUUCCAGCUCUCACAGCGACCUGUGGCCACAUAUUCCCUACUGGUGGGCCAACAAAUGCAAAGCUGAGGCGCUUAUCGAGGCGUUUGAAUACAGGAAACAACACGGCCGACCAGGAGGUUUCUUUGUCACAGGAAUCAAUCUGACAGAGGACCUGAAAUACAUCUGCACCCACCCAACAGAGUCCCUGAAGGACUUGGUGAUGUCCACGUACCCGACCCUCCUGAGCUGGGUCAAAGAGCAGACCCCCGGCUCAAGGGUCGGCUCUGUCAAUAUCAUUGCAGGGGACUUUAUCACAGAGAGCGACUUUGUACCAACUGUUGUUAAACUGAACGAGAAUCUACUGAAAUACUCCUCGUGACUUUUCAAUAAUUUGCAUUAUUCUACAGAAGGAAAAAAAAAUGUGAAUCGCAGCAUGAAACACACACACGAGCUUGUUUUGUUAAGAGUGACAGAAAAAAAACUACUUGAAUUAUUUAUCUGCAUAUAAAUGCACUUACUGGGGGCAGAGAAACGUACAUGUCAGUCUUAAAAGCUGCUUGAAAAGAGAUUUUUUCUGGCAUUUUGAGCUGCACUUGUUUGUUUACAUUUAGUUGACUAUUUAUGCAAUGUACUGUAUCGGUUUUCACGAGUCAGCGAGGUGGCUAGUUUUAUUUUACAGUGACCAAAGCAAUAAAGAUCCAGUUAUUCUCACCUUAAUGUAGGCAUUUUAGACGAGUAAGCACAACUUAUUCAACGAGCACAUAUGACUGUAAUGUGAACACUUUUCUAAAUAUGUGAGGCAGCAAGUUUAAGCAGUAGUUCAACUGUAUCACCUACGAUACAUGUAUUUAUUCAUAGGGAAUGUAGAGAAGAGACAUGAAACUUAUGCAAAAUGCAUGGGAAAACUUAUUUGCAUGAACCCAACCUUGACUGUUCUACUUACAAUAUACUUUAGCCAACAGGUUUCGGCCUUUAUUUAAACUAAUGCUGCACCGCUGUGCCUGUGGAGAUGAGCUUUUACAAUAAACAUGAGCAUUUUUAAAGCACAUCAUAACACGUUUAUUCACCGGAUCAUUCGGAUUAACAUGUUUCCUUCCAAGAUGCCAUGUGCUGGAUUGGUACAGCCUGUAUCACUGAGGCGUUUGUUUCACGUAUACAAAAGAAGUGUCCAUGUCUGCGGUGCUUUCAGUCCCGAAAAAGGGCCACAGCUCGGGGGGGAGCUUUUGUGUUCCCUUCCCAGUGUUCCCUUUCAAUGCUUUAGCGUUCCCUUACAAUAGUUUGAAUGACAUCAUGUGACUGAAACUCUGCUGUUCUGGGAUCCAUUCAGUUCUCUUCAUUUCCAUUAUCAGCCAACGUGGUGAAAAAACAGGCAAAUAAUCUGAGUAAACUCUGUUAUUACGAUGAGUUCUUCGUAAAAAUAAUGCAAAUAUUCAGAUAACGGCGUCUCCUGUUCUACUCAAAGGAUUUAAGUUCUCACUAAUGUUAUUGGUUGUUGUUGUAUUUAGUGUUGAGAAUGGAGUGUGCCACUGGAAUAAAUAUAGACUUUUAAUAUGUAGAAUUAAAUUACAUUUUUUUUAUGUUUUAAAAACAGAUUCUUAAAUUUGCCAAUUUCAAAGUCUGUUUCUUUAUGCAGCGUUUAAAUUAUUAAUAUUUGAGUCUUUCAAUCAUGCUGAAGUUCACAAAUAAUUUAAGCUUUUCUGUUCCUGUUCCUAUUUUCUGAUCCGUUUCAUUUGAAUUUUCAUUUUUUAAGUUUAAUUUAAAGACGUGUAAACAAUCUAGCACCUACAAAUUAAACAAAGCAGCAGGAGCUCUGAUUGGCCAGCUGUUGUGUCGGUGGGAGCUUGGCCAAUCAGAACUCCUGCUGCUGCCACCUGUAUUAUCAGUUUGAUUAUUUUAUUCCAUUACACAGACAUUAAAUAAUAUAAAUACAUACCCACAGAAUAACUGUAGCUCUCAUUCUAUACUAAGCAUUUCUCUCACCAGCAUUUAAUUAGAAAUGUAUUGAUUGAUCUAUAGUCUAUAAUUAUUCCAGUAACACUGUCCAGCAGUUGAAGAACUCUACAGGAUAAUUUAUUUGUUUCUUUUCUUCCUGCUGCAUUUAUUUGAUCAGGGAUUUUAUUUGUUCUGCUGGUUGUUGUUUUUUUCUUUUCAUCUUCUUGGCAGCUGCUGCUGCUUCAUUUUUAAACUGGUGAAUGACAUGUUGAUGAAUUUGAUCUUGAUUUACAUGACGGACGCGGGAGGAUGCGUAAAAUAAACUCGACAUCAACACUU
Molecule: messenger RNA, 3601 nt
Organism: Larimichthys crocea (large yellow croaker)
Lineage: Eukaryota; Metazoa; Chordata; Actinopteri; Sciaenidae
Gene: plcxd1.1
Product: phosphatidylinositol-specific phospholipase C, X domain containing 1, tandem duplicate 1
Exons: 8
Coding region: 738-1709 (323 amino acids)
Biological process (GO): lipid metabolic process
Molecular function (GO): phosphoric diester hydrolase activity
Source: RefSeq, a predicted model, not a curated record